Messenger RNA from Cynoglossus semilaevis (tongue sole), 2967 nucleotides. RefSeq names its product sortilin. The transcript is spliced from 20 exons. Lineage: Eukaryota; Metazoa; Chordata; Actinopteri; Pleuronectiformes; Cynoglossidae. Gene Ontology annotation, cellular component: membrane; Golgi apparatus. The record is from RefSeq and is a predicted model, not a curated record. Gene Ontology annotation, molecular function: protein binding. Gene Ontology annotation, biological process: Golgi to endosome transport; vesicle organization; endocytosis. Bases 40 to 2628 code for a protein of 862 amino acids.
ACCUGCUGGCAGAGGACGCACCUCGGUCAGCACUUUCGUAUGUUAAUGACCCGUGAAAACCGUUUCCACCAGCUUUACCUGACUGGAGCAGAAGUCAGUCAGAGUCUCCUCACAUCUCACACAGUGACAGGAAUCUUGUUUUGUCCCUCAUCGGAUAUGGUCUGGACACUCCUGCUUCUCUUUUGCGGGCUGUCCGUGUGUCUUGCGUCGGACCGGACCGUGACAUUCCACCGGACCAGGCGGGAUGUGAACCAGAACCUGCGCCAGGAGCUCGCACGGAGCCGGAGGGAGAGCAGCGCUCCAUCAGUGUCAUCGUCAUCAUUCAGGCUUUCUCACGGUCCUCCUUUCACCUCCUGUCCACUCCCUCUCUCUCCAGCCGAACACAGAGUUCUGGACGACAACACACAUGAGACUGGGUUUAAUGGUGACGACGGCUCCCAUGUCAUUCUCACCUGGGUGGGCGACGGAACCGGAGUGGUUCUGGUUCUGUCUACAAUCAGCGCUCCUCUCGACACCUUCCUGGAUGGAGGCUCCUCACGGCUCUACAGGAGCACGGAUUAUGGAAAAUCUUUCCACGACAUUUCCAGUCGGAUCAACAACACUUUCAUAAAGGAGGAGUUUGGAGUGAGCGUUGGUCCUGGGAGCUCAGUGAUACUGACUGCUGACGUGCCGGUGGUGGACAACCCAGGAGGAAUUAUCUUCGCCUCCACGGACGCAGGAGCAACCUUCAAGUUCACCCAGCUGCCCUUCCAUUUGGUUCAGCCAAUCACAUACCACCCUGUCAACCACGACUACCUGGUGGCCCUCAGCAUCGACGGCAGUCUGUGGCUCUCUCUGGACUCCGGGGCCAAAUGGACAAAAGUCCAUGAUGGAGUGCAUUCUUUCUCAUGGGGAGCUGGUGUCAACUUGUUCUUCAGCUACAGUCGAGUAGACGCAGUGGAUGCAGAAGAGAGAGGAGACCUGGUCCUGAAGACAACUAAAGACCUGGGAAGAUCCUUCACCAUCAUCCACGAGGACAUCUUCAGCUUCGGCUACAUCGGAGCUUUUCUCUUCUUCUCUGUCAUGGAAGAUCCGAGAUCUCCUCGUGUCAUGUACUUCUCCUCAGACCAAGGAGACACCUUCAGCCGAGCUCUGCUGCCUUCAGCCUCCACAGAGCAGUUCUAUUCUAUCCUUGAUGGAGAUGAGGACAUGCUCUUCAUGCACGUGGACAACCCAGGAGAUACCUUCUUCGGAACCAUGUACACGUCUGAUGACCGUGGAAUCUUGUUCUCCAAGUCUCUGGAGCGCCACCUGUUUGACGGGCAUAGAAAGAGCGAUUUCAGAAACAUCACAUCACUCAGAGGGGUUUACCUGACAAAUAAACUAGAUGAGGAUGGUCGAAUACGAUCUGUCAUUUCUUUUAACAGAGGAGGGAAGUGGCGGCAGCUUAAAAAACCUGAGAACGUGGACUGCAGCGAACAAACAAAACGUUGCAACCUCCAUGUUCAUGGAGAACACAGUCGGAACAACAGGAUAGUUCCCAUGUUGGCUCUGUCAGACCCCACUGCUGUUGGUCUGGUCAUUGCUCACGGCACAGUCGGUGACUCAUUGUCGUCAUCGCAGCAUCCAGAUGUGUUCGUUUCCUCAGACGGAGGUUACAACUGGAGGGCCACACUGAGGGGCCCUCACCACUACAGUAUAUUAAACUCUGGUGGCCUCAUUGUGGCAGUGGAGGCGCAGCGUGAAGGACAAGUCAAGACCAUCAAGUUCUCCACAGAUGAAGGCCAAUGCUGGAAACUGUAUAAUUUCACAGAGCAGCCGUUUUUCUUCGCUGGCCUGGCGUCUGAGCCGGGCACCAAGGCCAUGAACGUCAGUGUGUGGGGUUUCCGGCCAGAGGAAGACGGGCAGCCCAUGUGGGUAGCUGUUACCAUCGACUUCCAGAGCCUCAUCACUCGAGAGUGUGGUGACGAGGACUAUGAGGAGUGGCUGGCCCAUUCUACAGAGCAGGGAGACCCUGAGAGAAACGGCUGUGUCCUGGGUGUAAAGGAAACCUACAGGAGGCUAAAGAAACAAUCUGUGUGCAGAAAUGGGAAAAGUUUUGUGGUAACCAAGAAGCAAACCUCUUGCCUGUGUGUCAGAGAUGAUUACUUAUGUGACUAUGGCUACUAUCGUCACCCGAACACUUCAGAGUGUAUCAGGCAACCCGAUGCUGCAAAUAAAACGUUGGAGAUCUGCUUGGAAGGUCAAGAGGAUGAGCUACUGACUGCAGGGUACCGUAAAGUGCCGAGUGAUAAGUGUGAAGGCGGUUUCAUGCCGCACAUGGCAGUGCAGACAGUCAUCAGGCCCUGUGGUGUCAAACCUACACCUAACUCUUCUGGUUGGUCCACACCCCCUGAUAUAGCCUUUGAUACACCACGAGAGAGGUUGGUGCUGAUGCUGGUGUGUGCAGGAGCAGGUGUCAUUGUCCUGUUGGCGAUUGUUUCUGCUUUUCUUGCUGUCAAACGUGUGGUUUAUAAAGACAGGACACCAGUGUAUCGCUUGUCCAAAUUGCAGAUACAGGAGGAAAAUAACUGCGUUACUGACCUUGAAAGCGGCACUAGCAGCAAUGGCAACUGUCAGCAUGACUCAGACGAUGACCUUAUUGGAUGACAAAUGGAAUGUUCUGAUGGUAUAAAUGGACCUGGUGUGCUGAGAAGAGACUGCCUUUUAUCAAAUGAAUAUGUAUAAUUUGGACUGGGUUGUUCUGUGUGCCACCUUCUGGGGAUUCUAUGUCAAAAUCUAUAAAAAAAAAAAAAAGUGAAGCACAUUAAUUUAUUGAGCUUUUUCAUUUCAUUCAGUUUCUAUGUGUAGUUGUUAAUUUGUACAGUAUUGUGUUUUGUAUUUCACUAAUUUUACACCGCAUUUUUAUGUUUAAAUGCUGCAUGUCAAAACACAAAUGAUGAUUGUUACAAUUUGCAUUUGUGAGCAAUAAAUUGUUUCAUAUUUUAA